Molecule: messenger RNA, 3216 nt
Organism: Xiphias gladius (swordfish)
Lineage: Eukaryota; Metazoa; Chordata; Actinopteri; Istiophoriformes; Xiphiidae
Exons: 3
Coding region: 55-1344 (429 amino acids)
Source: RefSeq, a predicted model, not a curated record
GUUUCACACACAUACACAUAUCAACACACACUGGUUAGACAUACAGAUAUAGCCAUGAUCCUCUUGGGUCGCAGUCUGUGUCUUCCUUCUCCAGCCACUGUCCAGGAGCUGUUCUCUGUGGCUCGGGAUGCCAACAUCAUCCCUGAUAUCUCCUUGGAUCCGGUCCUCACCACCUUCUUGUCAAUGGACUCCUCUGCAGCGCUGCAGCAUCAGUAUGCCUUCUUACAGCAGAGCAUGAGCAGGGAGCAGCAGACUGAAUUCAGCCUCAGCCUGACUGGACAGCUGGGCGGCAGCAGCAGGGUCACCUAUGGAGGAGUAGGGGUUGUUGCUCUGGCUCUGUCUAUGCUUUUUGACCAGGUUGCCCAACAAGUCCGAAUGCAAAGAUCAACAGAGAGGGACCUAUCAACUCAGAGCUCACAGGCUAAGAGGAUUUUUGGCAUCAGCACCUCUUCAAGAAUUGGCUUGAUUAUCCAGAGCUACCUCAGUCUGAUCCCUGGGAUUGCCAACAACCAGGAGAAGAUGGCUGAGACUACAGAGCUCUAUGACAACUGGCUGAAACUUGAGCUAAUUGACCAUUACGAGAGGAUGACCACUAAGAAGAGAAUGAGCUCAGUGUCCAUGCAGCAGUGGUUGACAGGAGCUGCAUUUCAUCUGCACAUGAGAAUCCACCAGGUCCGGCUGCAAUCUGUGCCAUUAGGAUCAGCAGAGUCACUGCGUCUGUCUUAUAAGAUGGGGUUAAGUCGCUUGGUUCAGGGUUACACAGCCUAUCUACGCAGAAACAUCCAGGAGACUGCAGCUCCAGGUCCACGAAAACCCAAAACCAGGACAGCCAGUGGACCAAGACAUACUGACACCUCUAGCAUAACCAAUGUGACCUGCUCAAUUAAUCAACUUUUUAAUGUUAGCCUGGCUAGUCCAAGUACCUCAACUGAUAGAUUUAAUAAGACUACUUCAUCCAAUUCAACUGCUGAAAUUAGCAGAAGCUGUAAAACCCAUGGAUCCAGAGAAGGGUUUGGAGUCAAAGUGUCAAAAGGAAAUGACAAUACAGCUGUAGGUAUAGUAAACAGAAAGACACUCACCAAUUCGACUGAAUAUAGCAGGGAGAAGGAUGUCGGCAUGCUGGGCCUGUUAGCUAUUGAGCCAUUGAGGAAUGUGAGUCACAAUGUGCAGCAUUACCCCUGUGAGUCUCCAGCCAUACAACAAGCUUUGGUGACUCGUAUUAUAAAUGCUCAGGACCUGGAGCGUAACAGAAACUUUUUCCUGUGCCCUGAGAAAGUUUUCCACAGCCUGCUUAGGCAGAGGAAUGACUUUGAGUUAAAGACAGAGACAAAGACAGUUAAUUAGACAGUGAUGACUAGAGUGCAAUUAAAUCUUCAGUCCCACAGUUGAACUUAAAAUUGUGCUUUUAUGUUUAGGAAACUACCAUUUCAUUAGUAAUUUUAAUCAUUUAUUUCAUUCUCUUUCAGUCUGCCUGAAAGUGGGUGUCAUUCCCCUUUAACUGAUCACAGAUAUGUAAAUUUAUAUUAAUGAUGCUUCUAAAAAUUAGAAAAAUCUCAGUAUAACAAUACAAUUCAACAGCAGCACAAACUACAUCUUCCAAAAUUACAAUAAAGUUGAAUUCAGCACCUUAACACCUCAAUCAUAACAGUUUCAGUAUAAACUGAACAUUAUAACCUUCUUGAAAGGUGGAUUUGUUAUUAGACUACAUUAGUUCUCGCUAGGUGGACCUAAUAGACAGACAACUGUGUGUAGAUCUGCUCUGUAAAUCACAUGUUCUGUGCUCUCUUUUAAGAAAAUGUAUAUUUUAAAUUGCAUAUACACUGCAUAUACCUGACAGAAUGCUAUUGUUUAUGAAGAAUUGUUUGUGCAUGUAGCCAGGCCAGUGAUUUCUUUUUAAACUGUAUUUUCAUAGACCUGAGUCAGACACUGAGUAACAGCCAGACAGCAGCCUGCGACACAACGUCAGCUGGAUUUAUCUCAUAGAAGCUUUGAACCUGAUGAUGGAAUCUAAAGGGCUUUUCUCCAAUAACUUAUUUUCUCUUGUUUAAUGAUAAAAAUCUUACCAAUCAAUUUAAACAUCACAUUGAAAUGAUAUUUGACUAAUUAUGAUUUCUGCUGGAUGAGUUGCAUCUGUGCCUCAUAUGUUCCACAGUUACAUUUUUCUUUUACCAGAGAUUUGUAGGCUGUUCUCACCAAUUCUGUCCAUUUUACUUAAUAUGCUAUAAUCCACUGUAUUUCUGUUGCCUACACUGUAAAAUAUAAUGAACUGUUUCCACUAACAGCACGUCUAUUCUGAUUUAAAAAUGAGAGGUAUCUGAACUAGUACUGUUGUAACACAAAACUCAUUCACCUUCACUGAAAACAACUGAUAAACCUGACACAUUCAUUUGUUCAUUCAUUCCAUUUUUAUUGCUAAAAAUAAUAGGAGACAUUUUUGGAUUGUUAAAACAAAGUGAUGGAGUCUGCAGCCUUAAUGACAAAAAGGUGGAACAUCAGGCUCUAGUGAUGGAAAAUUGUAAUAGAACAAAUACAGAAUGAGAUAUUUUAGCUCAAUUGACAGUUAAAAAUCCCCAAGUAAUAAGGAAUAUCAGACCCUUAUGUAAAAGUAGAAAUACCACAAUGUAAAAAUACUCUAUUACAACUAAAAGUCCUGUGCUCAAAAUUUUACACGAGUAAAAGUACAGAAAUAUCAAAUGCAACAGUACUCUUGCAGAAUAGAUCCUUUCACAGCAGGCAGCACUUUCAUGUUUUAGCAGGUCAAGUUGGAAAGCUAAUUUUAACAACUUUAUAGUCUGAUGGAUAUUUUAAUCCAUAAAAACAUCAUCAUAUUUAAUUUGUCACAUUUUGUAUAUAAAAUAAUCUGGACUGAAAAAAUCUGGACUGACAGAGAAAUCAGUAACUAAAGCUGUCAGAUAAAUGUUCUAGAGUAGAAGUAUAAAGCAGAAGAAAAUCUGUGUUGGAAGAAGUAUUCUGUUCAUUUACUUAAGUGAAAGUAGCAACAUCAAGCUAUAAAAAUACUCCAUUACAAGUAAAAAGUCUGCACUCAAAGCAUUAUUUAAGUAAAGCAUAGAUGUUUUAUUAGCAAAAUCUACUUUAAGUAUCAAAAGUGAACGUAACCUACUACAUCAUACAGAAUGAUGCCUGUUGAUGUUAUAUUACUUGUUGAUGCAUUAACAUGUAAGUAGUAAUUUUAAAUGCAGUUUUGGAUGGUUUAAU